Messenger RNA from Chrysoperla carnea, 803 nucleotides. RefSeq names its product pathogenesis-related protein 5-like. The transcript is spliced from 3 exons. NCBI's taxonomy places the organism in Eukaryota, Metazoa, Arthropoda, Insecta, Neuroptera, Chrysopidae. The coding region runs from base 19 to 741 and encodes 240 amino acids. The record is from RefSeq and is a predicted model, not a curated record.
AUAAUCAAAUAAUCAAAGAUGGGUGUGAUCAAACUUUUAAUUUUAUAUGGAGUUUUCUAUACAGCUUAUGGCCGUGAAUUUCAAUUACUUAACAAACACGGUAAAACUUUAUGGAUUGGAAUUCAAGGUAAUGCUGACAAACCAGCUCUAGAAGGCGGUGGUGUCGUGUUGCGUGCUGGACAACGGCUAUCAAUACAUAGUGCUGAUGAUUGGGCUGGACGUUUUUGGCCAAGAACUGGUUGUAAAAAUAACAAAUGUAGAACUGGUGAUUGUGGUAAAGGUUUAAAAUGUGGAGGAAAUGGUGGUGCACCUCCUGCCAGUUUAGCUGAAAUUACUUUAAAAGGCUGGGGUGGACUUGAUUAUUAUGAUAUUUCGUUAGUCGAUGGAGCAAAUAUUCCAAUUUCUAUGAAACCAAUAGGAGGUCAAGGAGAUAAGGGAAAAUACAGUUGUAAAAGAGCAAAGUGCUCUCACAAUUUCAACAAAAGUUGUCCAAAAGAAUUGCGGCAAAAAGUCAAUGGUCGUACCGUCGGUUGUAAAUCUGCUUGUUUAGCAUUCAAUACUGAUCAAUAUUGUUGCCGUGGUGCUCAUGACAAACCAGAAACAUGCAAAUCCACUGAUUGGCCACAAAAUUAUCCAAAAUUCUUUAAGGAUCGUUGUCCUGAUGCUUACAGUUAUGCUUACGAUGAUCAUAAGAGUACAUUUACUUGUAAUGCUCCAACUUAUUUAAUAACUUUUGGUUAAUUACAUGGUGUUCAUAAAAUGUUUCAUUACCAAAGAUUUUACAACGAUUAAGUUAUAUUGUA